CCAGGAAAUCCUCAACCAAGAAUGUUUCGCCUAAGUAAUGACAAAGCGGUAAUCAACCGUUAUGGAUUUAAUUCACAUGGACACGAAGCGGUAAAAAUUCGGCUUCGAGAUCGUCUCCGAAGAUACCUUUUCCAUGAAAUGAAACUCCAUCCUGUAACCGCCGCCUCAAUGAUUGCCUCGUCGCCUGAUGGUGCAUCAUUGUCGGAUGCACUUGGAAUCAAUAGAAGUUUAAGAGAGGGAAGACUAUUGGGGAUAAAUUUAGGAAAAAACAAAUGGAGUGAUCCGGAAUCAGCAGACGAUUAUGUGAAGGGAAUAAAGACACUUGGCAGUUAUGCCGAUGUAUUGAUUAUAAACGUGAGCAGUCCCAACACUCCUGGAUUGCGAGGAUUACAAAGGAAGGGUGUCUUUGAGAAGCUUCUAAAAAAAGUCGUCGAUGCACGCGAUGAAUUAAGUGGGCCACGCCCUGUGCUAUUGGUUAAAAUUGCACCUGACCUCUCGGACGAAGAAUUGGAUGACAUUGCCGAUGCUGCAGUUUAUAGUAACGUUGAUGGUGUGAUCAUCGCAAACACAUCAACGUCAAGACCCUUGUCGUUGAAAAGUGGAUCACACCUAACUGGCGAAGCAGGUGGCUUAUCAGGACCUCCUAUAAAAAAUUUAUCACUUAGAGCUCUACGAAAAAUAUAUAAACGCACUGAUGGCAAAAUUACACUUAUUGGUUGUGGGGGAAUUGAUAAUGCUGAAGACGCCUUGGAGUACGCAAAAGCUGGUGCCACUUUGGUGCAACUUUAUACUAGUUUUGGAUACGAUGGAGUUGGUAAAGCACGAGAGAUUAAAGAUGGUUUGGUCAAACUAUUAAAAGAUAAAUCGUGGUCUGAUGUUAUUGGAGAUGAAGGAAAUUAG
This is a messenger RNA of Acaulospora morrowiae, 900 nucleotides long. NCBI's taxonomy places the organism in Eukaryota, Fungi, Glomeromycota, Glomeromycetes, Diversisporales, Acaulosporaceae. The record is from the annotation of a GenBank genome assembly.